CAUGGAACAACAUGGCAGUGUUCAUGGAUUUGAACAUUAGUCAUACAACAGACAAGAAAAGGCUUCAGGAUAUUAUUGAGACCGCCGCUCAUCUUGGAUAUUCCACAGUUGCUAUCAAUCAUGUCGUGGACUUGCAACAAAAGAAACAGGAAAUUGGGAAGCCGAAAAAUGUUUCUGAGCUUUUUGAUCAGUUCCCCAUUGUGCAGGGUAAAUCCAGGCCAAUCAAAGUGUUAAACAGAUUGACUGUGGUGGUUUCGGAAGCAUCUCACUUUAGGCCAACCAAUGAGUUCAAAUCAUAUGACAUAAUUGCUGUAUUACCCAAAACGGAGAAGCUGUUUCAUGCAGCCUGCAUGUCCUUUGAUGUUGAUAUCAUCAGUAUUGCAGUGGCCGAAAAACAACCUUUUCAUUUCAAAAGGCCUCCGGUAAAUGGUGCAAUUGACCGAGGAGUGUUCUUUGAGAUCAGUUACGUGCCAGCUAUUAAAGAUUCCACUAUGAGGCGAUAUACCAUCUCAAAUGCACUCAGCCUAAUGGAGACCUGCAAAGGAAAGAAUGUUAUUGUGUCCAGUGGGGCAGAAAAGCCCCUUGAGUUAAGAGGACCAUAUGACAUUGCUAAUUUAGGAUUGCUGUUUGGCCUGUCUGAAGGAGAUGCCAAAGCUGCAGUUUCUACCAACUGCAGAGCUGUCCUACUGCAUGGAGAAACGAGGAAGACAGCUCUGGGAAUAAUACACACAAUGAAAAAAAUCCAACCACCCAUGGAAGGACAGGAGGAAGACGACGCUCCAGCAGUAAAAAGGGCAAAAAUGGAAGCUGUGUAGCUGGAUAUUAUGUGGAAGACUGACAAAUAUUUUUGAGUAUGUGAGUAGGGCCUGAUUCAGCACUAGCGUAGCUUGUUACACACACAGCAUUGAGUUCUGAGACAAUGAGCUGCCUUAAGUAAACAGCAAAAAGCAAUACUUGCUUAAAUGUUAAUGUUCACAGUCAUAGUUGUUCAAAAUGCUGUGUGAUUGAAUCUGGACCAAACUCUUCUGUAAGUUGCAAAAGUACAGUAUUCUUGUUUAAAGCAUGUAUAACUCAUUUUCAGUGAUAUCUUUACUUGUAAAUACAGUAUCUUUGAGUUAAAUUGUAGUGAAAAGGCAGAAGUAGCAUUGAAUAAUU
This is a messenger RNA of Megalops cyprinoides (Indo-Pacific tarpon), 1155 nucleotides long. RefSeq names its product ribonuclease P/MRP 30 subunit (gene rpp30). Gene Ontology annotation, biological process: translation; tRNA processing. The transcript is spliced from 11 exons. Gene Ontology annotation, cellular component: ribosome; nucleolar ribonuclease P complex. The record is from RefSeq and is a predicted model, not a curated record. NCBI's taxonomy places the organism in Eukaryota, Metazoa, Chordata, Actinopteri, Elopiformes, Megalopidae. Bases 12 to 815 code for a protein of 267 amino acids. Gene Ontology annotation, molecular function: RNA binding; structural constituent of ribosome.